Molecule: messenger RNA, 782 nt
Organism: Paralichthys olivaceus (Japanese flounder)
Lineage: Eukaryota; Metazoa; Chordata; Actinopteri; Pleuronectiformes; Paralichthyidae
Source: RefSeq, a predicted model, not a curated record
GAGGAAUUCCACGGAAGACAUUUACUGCGGAACGGGGGUGUUCAUACAAACCGGUUCCGGGUGUCACUAGGCUGCUGGCUAACAUUAGCUGAAAAGCAAUCUCCGCUGCAGAUUCGUCCACAGUGUGGAUUGACAGAAAUCCAAGAUCAGGAUGGACGGUGAAGAAAGAACCUAUGGUGGCUGUGAGGGGCCAGAUGCCAUGUAUGUGAAGUUGAUCUCCUCAGACGGCCACGAGUUCAUAGUGAAAAGAGAACAUGCCUUGACAUCUGGGACUAUUAAAGCCAUGUUGAGUGGGCCAGGUCAGUUUGCUGAGAAUGAAACCAAUGAGGUGAACUUCAGGGAGAUUCCGUCUCAUGUCUUGUCCAAGGUGUGCAUGUAUUUCACCUACAAGGUCCGUUACACCAACAGCUCCACAGAAAUCCCUGAAUUUCCCAUCGCCCCGGAGAUCGCACUGGAACUGCUGAUGGCUGCAAACUUUUUGGAUUGCUAAAGUUUCAGAGAUCAUGUAGAAGCUUAAAACAUUUUUUGGAUUUUUUAAAAUAUUUAACUUGUUUUGCCAUGUACAUCAUAUGAAACAUGAAUGAGUAUAUAAAACCACGAGACGUUGUUGUUAUUUUUUGCACCUGGCUUUCUGUUUGAAUUUUAUUAGUAUUAAAGAAUUUUGUUUUAAUAAAAUGAAAGGAUAUGACAGGCUGCAUCCCUUCCCCAAGAAUGUGAUAAAUGUGUCCCCUGCCCCAAAAAUCUUUGUUCACCUCCAUCUUAAUAAAAUACCUGUUUGGUGA